Molecule: messenger RNA, 3108 nt
Organism: Arvicanthis niloticus (Nile rat)
Lineage: Eukaryota; Metazoa; Chordata; Mammalia; Rodentia; Muridae
Gene: Casp9
Product: caspase 9
Biological process (GO): regulation of apoptotic process; proteolysis
Molecular function (GO): protease binding; death domain binding; cysteine-type endopeptidase activity
Source: RefSeq, a predicted model, not a curated record
UGAGGUAGCUGCGGAGGUGGAGCUGAGUGAGCACGAGGGAUGGCCUUGGGACGGGGCGGAGCCGAGUAGACCCGGUGACCGCUGGCCGGAGCGGGAUCCCUUGAGGAGCUAUGUGGGGGCGGGGCGUGGGCGCCGGGGCGGGACCCGAGGGCCGGAAGCGGACGGAACCUGGGGUCCCGCUAUCGGCUUGCCAUGGACGAGGCGGACCGGCAGCUCCUGCGGCGAUGCCGGGUACGCCUAGUGAGUGAGCUGCAAGUCGCCGAGCUCUGGGAUGCUCUGCUGAGUCGAGAGCUCUUCACGCGCGACAUGAUCGAGGAUAUUCAGCGGGCAGGCUCUGGGUCUCGGCGGGAUCAGGCCAGGCAGCUGGUCACAGAUCUUGAGACCCGAGGGAGGCAGGCCCUUCCUCUCUUCAUCUCCUGCUUAGAGGACACAGGCCAAAGCACCCUGGCUUCAUUCUUGCAAAGCAGUCGGCAAGCAGCCAAGCAGGAUCCAGAGGCUGUUAAAGCCCUAGACUACCUGGUGCCUGUGGUCCUGGGACCAAUGGGACUCAAAUCAAAGGAGCAGAGAAUAGUCAAGUUGGACCCAUCGCAGCCUGCCUUGGGAAACCUCACCCCAGUGGUACUGGGACCGGAAGAGCUCUGGCCUGCUCGGCUCAGGCCAGAGGUUCUCAGACCAGAAACACCCAGGCCAGUGGACAUUGGUUCAGGUGGCGCUCCCGAUGUCUGUGCUCCAGGGACGAUCAGAGGACAUGCAGAUAUGGCAUACACCCUGGAUUCGGAUCCCUGUGGUCACUGCCUCAUUAUCAACAAUGUGAACUUCUGCCCUUCCUCGGGGCUCAGCACACGCACCGGCUCCAGCGUGGACUGUGAGAAGCUUCAGCGCCGCUUCCGCUGGCUGCGCUUCAUGGUGGAGGUGAAGAAGGACCUGACUGCCAAGAAAAUGGUCACAGCUUUGAUGGAGAUGGCACACCGUGACCACCGUGCCCUGGACUGCUUUGUGGUGGUCAUCCUUUCUCAUGGCUGCCAGGCCAGCCACCUCCAGUUCCCAGGUGCCGUCUAUGGGACAGAUGGAUGCUCCGUGUCCAUCGAGAAGAUUGUGAACAUCUUCAAUGGCACCGGCUGCCCCAGUCUGGGAGGGAAGCCCAAGCUGUUCUUCAUUCAGGCCUGCGGUGGUGAGCAGAAAGACCAUGGCUUUGAGGUGGCCUACACUUCCUCUCAAGGCAGGGCCUUCGACAGUGACUCUGAGACAGAUGCUGUCCCAUAUCAGGAAGGCCCAAGGAACUUGGACCAGCUGGAUGCCGUGUCCAGUCUGCCGACCCCUAGUGACAUCCUCGUGUCCUACUCAACUUUCCCAGGUUUUGUCUCCUGGAGGGACAAGAAGAGUGGCUCCUGGUACAUCGAGACCUUGGAUGGAGUCCUGGAGCAGUGGGCUCACUCUGAAGACCUGUUGUCCCUUCUUCUCAGGGUCGCUAAUGCUGUUUCUGAGAAAGGGGUUUAUAAGCAGAUUCCUGGCUGUUUUAACUUCCUCCGGAAAAAGCUGUUUUUUAAAACUUCAUGAGGCUGGGGGCUGCUCUCUGCCUCAUUCUUCUCCCUCGAACCUUCAUGGCCUGGAGGUGGCCAAGACCGGAAGUGUCCUGCGAAGCAAGGGUUUUGUAACUGGGGCAGGCUGCUCUUUCCCUUUUCUGGUGCAGACAGGCUCCUAGCAGCUUCCAGGUUGGAGGGAGAUGUGGAACAGUUCGGGGAGAGGAACGGAGCACUGUGGAUGCCCCCUGGCCGCUUCAUCUGUGGUUAGGGACUGUGGCCUGGGGCUGCCAGGCCUCUCUAGAACAGGGCUUCUCUGCGUAUGUACUACUGACAUGUGGGGUUGCAUAAUCCUGUCAUGGGACUGCCCGUGUGUUGUAGAGUUUUUUAAGCCAUCUCUGGUCUCCACUUGCCAGCUGCCAGGAGCACCUUUCCUGAGUUCUGCCAACCAGAAAUGUCUUCAGACAUAUGUGCCCUGGGGGACAUUACAGCACCCCCUCUGGAGGGACAUCACCCACAGGGGUCUGUGGCUGCAGAUACGCCAGCAUCUUUCCUUCCCAGACCCACAGUCCAGCUGGCCCAGUGUGAAUACCUGGAUCUGGGCUGCAUCUCGUUGAAGUUUCCAGAAGGGUUAAAUCUUCUCGAGCACAUUAUGUAUUCUUAAACAAUAAAUCUCAGGCAAAAGGACUGUCUUUGCCUGUAUCCUCCCCACCCCCGCUCUGUUCUUCCUACAAAGGAGACUUGCCUUUUCCUGAGCAUUUCUCUGUGUCUUCCAAGGUCCCCGUCCAAGCACAGGAGGUGACUGAGGUGGGAGCCAGGAGUCCCCACAGACCAAGUUUCAUGUCUGAAGGAUCUUGGUUACCCUAGUGAGGACACUUGGGCAGAACUCGACUGCUGCGAGUCUCCCCCAGUCUUCCUUGCUAAGUGAGCCUGGUCCCCGGGUGGCAUGGUGGCAGUGACUGGGCAGUAGUGAAGUGCUGGCCCUCUCUGGAGAAGGUCCCACCUUGUCUUUAAAGCUGUUCUGACUUUCACUUAGUUUUCUUUCUGUUUCCAUCUGGUCUUUGCUUUGUGAAAAUCCACUUGUGUUUAGAUGGUAGGGGUGCCAAGCCUUGUUUGUUUAUUUUUUGAGCUGGGGGUCUGACUUUGUAGCCCAGGCUGGCCUCAAAAUCUCCAUCCCACUGCCUCCCGAGGACGGGGAUUAUAGCUUGUCCCACCACCUCAGGCUCCUCCUGCAAGGGUGUUGCUUUCAGGGCCCUGAGGUUAGGGUGUCGGGUUAAUAAGACAGACUCAUCCAGGAUAUGAUCCAUAAGUCGCUUUAUUACUAUUUCCUUUAUGUGGCAUUUCCAAGGUGACAGCCGCAGAGAUGUCCUUGGUUAGUUCCUUGCAAUCACCUGCAGGACACACAGGAGAGUGAGGAGGUUAACCUGGCUGAGCAUUGAGUUCAGUGACUCAGGGCCAAGGGGUAUGGUCACAGUUUUCCCCUCCUGUCAAGAAGGGUCUUAGCCCAGAGUCCUGCUUGGGCGUCAGACCAGGAAGCCAGGAAUCACUAAUGAUUACUUGCCAAAUUUAUAGAUAGGUGUGUUUUUUU